AUGUCGCCCUCAAACUCCUCCAAAGCGGCGCCCGACCUGCGCAUCCAGGGCGACCGAAUUACUUUGGUCAGGUCACAAGUGAAGGAAGACUCUCGCAGCACUGACGCCGGGAGAGAUGAAAUUCUUUUGAACCACAUGGCACGGUUCCGGACUGAUCCUAUAGGCUUCCUUAGGGAGCUGGGCCUACACUUGGCCGGAACGGAAUGGAGAGGCUAUGAUGAGUAUAUCGGCCAGCGAAUCUUUUACCCCGAAUUCUCGAAAGAGAUCAAGGACAAAGUUAUCGAGUCCCCCUCCCUUCAAGGGAAGAUCUACGAACUUGCCGAUCUGAAGAUUGCCGAUGAGGAAAAGCAGGGUCUUCUCGACCCUGCUGCGCCCGAUUACACGUCAAAGAUGGCCAGCCGUCGAGAAACUCUAGUGCAACAACUCCAUAAAGUUGUCGACAAGAUGCUAGACGGCAUGAUUUGCAAGUUGGAUAGCAAAUAUUUCAUCCGCGGGGCGUACUGGGUAACCUCUGAGCUCACGCUUAGGGCGUAUGGCCAGGGCAUCCGAGUGAACUCGGAGGAAAUUUUGCGCCUGAAGCAAGUUGCCGAAGAGGCUGAAAAGAAGAAGCAAAGCAUUCUCUUUCUUCCCUGCCAUCGCUCCCAUGUUGACUACGUCGCUCUUCAGCUGCUCUGUUAUCGGCUAGGACUGGCGUUGCCAAUUGUUGUCGCUGGCGACAAUCUGAACUUCCCCAUUGUCGGUGGUUUCCUCCAGCGUGCAGGAGCCAUGUACAUCAGACGAUCUUUUGGCGACGAUCAACUCUACAGCACAGUAGUGCAGUCCUACAUCGAUAUCUUGCUUCAGGGCGGAUAUAACCUCGAGUGCUUCAUUGAGGGCGGCAGGUCGCGCACCGGCAAGCUGCUUCCGCCAAAAUUUGGAAUCCUGAGCUACGUUCUCGACAGUCUUCUUUCCGGUCGCAUCGAGGACGUGGUCGUCUGUCCUGUCAGCAUUCAAUACGACAGAGUAAUCGAAACUGAAGGCUAUACGUCAGAGCUGCUAGGUGCGGAAAAGAAGAAAGAAAAUUUGAAAGAUUUCGUCGGCAGCGCAUCGGUGCUGAAGUCAAACUUUGGCAGUGUGGAUGUCAGAUUCAAGGAGCCGUGGAGCCUUCGGAGCUUUGUCGAAGGCCAGCUUGCUCAGCUUGCUCUGUUUCCUUCUCGUUUCAACGUUGACUGGGAGGAUGAAAGAAACAAUCACAUUCGACAAGCACUUCUGCGAACUUUGGGAUAUCGGGUCCUGAACGACAUCAACUCUGUCUCCGUUAUCAUGCCCACAGCACUGAUCGGGACUGUGCUUUUAACGAUGAGAGGCCGGGGCAUCGGAAUGUCAGAGCUGGUUCGUCGUGUCAAUUGGCUCUCGGAAAGAAUCAGGGCCAAUGGUGGGCGAGUUGCUCAUUUUGGCGAUGCGCCCACCGCCGAAGUGAUUGCCCGUGGACUCAGUGUCCUGGGCAAAAAACUCGUUCAUGAGGCCGAUGCGGUGACCGAGCGGACGUUUAAGCCAGCAGACAAAUUGGAACUGGCGUAUUAUCGAAAUAUGACAAUCCACCUCUUCAUACCGGAGGCUCUGGUAUGCGCCGCUCUGUACACCCAGGUCAAGCAGGGGGGAGGCCCUGCAAUUCAAGACAUGAUGUACCAGACUUUGUAUGACCAGGUUCAAUUCUUGUCUUCUCUUCUCCGUGGAGAGUUCAUUUACGCCAGCAAAGGAUUGGAGAAGAAUCUCCAGAACACGCUCGAGCGGCUCGAGAGAGAUCAGGUGAUUUACAUCCAGAGAGACGAUGAGGGAAAGUUUGUGAAGGUUGGUCUUCAUCCCGCCGAGCGGAAAGCCGGUCGGGAGAACUUUGACUUUUACUGUUUCUUGGUUUGGCCGUUCAUUGAUUCGUACUGGGCAGCGGCUGUUUCUAUCAUGGGUCUUACCCCACCUAUUGGGUACAAGGACAAUGAUAUUUGGAUUCAGCUCUCCAAGGCACAGAAAAGCGCCCAACAGCUGGCGAAGGUUCUGUAUGAUCAGGGUGAUCUUUCUUACGAAGAGGCCAUGAACAAACAAACCAUCAGCAAUGGUUUCAAACGCUUCGAGGAGGAAGGUAUUAUCCAGGUCAUUCGGACCCGAGACACUCAGAUCCCACCACGGUUACGCAUCGCUCCCGAGUGGAGGCCCGGACGGGACGAGAAAACAGGUAGUCUUCUCGAGAGCGGCCGUUUCUGGGAUUUCGUCUCACGUAUCUCCGUGAGCAGAAGAGAGGGGAAGGAUCGACGCGACGGGCCAACUGUCAACCGCAGAGUUUUGGCACACACUGACAGUCUGGGGCAUCAACUCUUCAUGGAGGCGGUUCAGGCGCAGACUGAAGAAGAGCAGGGGAAGAAGUUCCAACUGGCGCCUGCGCGCCUGACUGCUGAAGAGAAACGGAGCUUAGAGCAGUCUAUCAGGGAGCAGAGGAGGAGAAGGAAGAGCUCGCGGGCUCGGUUGUAG
This is a messenger RNA of Thermochaetoides thermophila DSM 1495, 2502 nucleotides long. Its product is annotated as acyltransferase-like protein. NCBI's taxonomy places the organism in Eukaryota, Fungi, Ascomycota, Sordariomycetes, Sordariales, Chaetomiaceae. The coding region runs from base 1 to 2502 and encodes 833 amino acids. The transcript has 4 exons. The record is from RefSeq and is a predicted model, not a curated record. Gene Ontology annotation, cellular component: mitochondrial membrane.